This is a messenger RNA of Chlorocebus sabaeus (green monkey), 2641 nucleotides long. It is a transcript of the gene TROAP, whose product is annotated as trophinin associated protein. The record is from RefSeq and is a predicted model, not a curated record. Lineage: Eukaryota; Metazoa; Chordata; Mammalia; Primates; Cercopithecidae.
GGUUCGACAAUUGGUUCUUCUUUUGGCCCCUCCUGCGAAGCCCGCGGAUUGGACGGCUGAGUCUGGCUACACAGGCCUCCGCGGGAGCGCGGCUGGGCCAAUCAGGAGCUUGGCGUAUUUUACAAACUGAGGAAGUAGCUCCAGCCGUAUCCGAGAGAGUCAGGCGAAAAGCGGAGGAAGCUGGGUCGGCCCUGAGGGGCUCUCAGUAAGCCAUCAUGACCACCCGGCAAGCCACGAGGGAUCCCCUCCUCCGGGGUGUAUCUCCUACCCCUAGCAAGAUUCCGGUACGCUCUCAGAAACGCACGCCUUUCCCCACUGUUACAUCGUGCGCCCUGGACCAGGAGAACCAAGAUCCAAGGAGAUGGUUGCAGAAACCACCGCUCAAUAUUCAACGCCCCCUCGUUGAUUCAGCAGGCCCCAGGCCCAAAGCCAAGCACCAGGCAGAGACAUCACAAAGAUUGGUGGGGAUCCCUCAGCCUCGGAACCCCUUGGAGGAGCUCAGGCCUAGCCCUAGGGGUCAAAAUGUGGGGCCUGGGCCCCCUGCCCAGACAGAGGCUCCAGGGACCAUAGAGUUUGUGGCUGACCCUGCAGCCCUGGCCACCAUCCUGUCAGGUGAGGGUGUGAAGAGCUGUCACCUGGGGCGCCAGCCUAGUCUUGCUAAGAGAGUACUGGUUCGAGGAAGUCAGGCAGGCACCACCCAGAGGGGCCAGGGUGUUCGGGCCUCUGCAUAUUUGGCCCCCAGAACUCCCACUCACCGACUGGACCCUGCCAGGGCUUCCUGCUUCUCAAGGCUGGAGGGACCAGGACCUCGAGACAAGACUUUGUGCCCCCAGAGGCUACAGGCUCUGAUUUCACCUUCAGGACCUUCCUUUCACCCUUCCACUCGCCCCAGUUUCCAGGAGCUAAGAAGGGAGACAGCUGGCAGCAGCCGGACUUCAGUGAGCCAGGCCUCAGGAUUGCUCCUGGAGACCCCAGUCCAGCCUGCUUUCUCUCUCCCUAAAGGAGAACAUGAGGUUGUCACUCGCUCAGAUGAAGGAAGUGUGGCCUCUCUUGGUCUGGCCCAGCGAGUACCAUUAAGAGAAAACCGAGAAAUGACACAUACCAGGGACAGCCGUGACUCCCACCUGAUGCCCUCGCCUGGCCAUGUGGUGCCAUGUCCAUCACCCUUUGGACGGGCUCAGCGUGUACCCUCCCCAGGCCCUCCAGCUGUGACCUCAUAUUCAGUGUUGCGGCGUCUCACCAUUCAACCUAAAACCCGAUUCACGCCCAUGCCAUCAACCCCCAGAGUUCAGCAGGCCCGGUGGCUGAGUGGUGUUUCCCCUCAGUCCUGCUCUGAAGAUCCUGCCCUGCCCUGGGAGCAGGUUGCCGUCCGGUUGUUUGACCAGGAGAGUUGUAUAAGGUCACUGGAGGGGUCUGGGAAACCACCUGUGGCCACUCCUUCUGGACCCCACUCUAACAGAACCCCCAACCUCCAGGAGGUGAAGAUUCAACGCAUCGGUAUCCUGCAGCAGCUGUUGAGACAGGAGAUAGAGGGGCUGGUAGGGGGCCAGUGUGCCCCCCUUAAUGGAGGCUCUUCUCUGGAUAUGGUUGAACUUCAGCCCCUGCUGACUGAGAUUUCUAGAAAUCUGAAUGCCACAGAGCAUAACUCUGGGACUUCCCACCUUCCUGGAUUGUUAAAAUGCUCAGGGCUGCCAAAGCCCUGCCUUCCAGAGGAGUGCGGGGAACCACAGCCCUGCCCUCCAGCGGAGCCUGGGCCCCCAGAGGCCAUCUGUAGGAGUGAGCCUGAGACACCAGAGCCCUCCCCCCAGGAACAGCUUGAGGUACCAGAGCCCUGCCCUCCAGCAGAACCCAGGCCCCUAGAGUCCUGCUGUAGGAGUGAGCCUGAGAUACCGGAGCCCUCCCACCAGGAACAGCUUGAAGUACCAGAGCCCUGCCCUCCAGCAGAACCCAGGCUCCCAGAGUCCUGCUGUAGGAGUGAGCCUGAGAUACCAGAGCCCUCUCAGCAGGAACAGCUUGAGGUACCAGAGCCCUGCCCUCCAGCAGAACCCAGUCCCCUUCAGCCCAGCACCCAGGGGCAGUCUGGACCCCCAGGGCCCUACCCUAGGGUAGAGCUGGGGGCAUCAGAGCCCUGCACCCUGGAACAUAGAAGUCCAGAGUCCAGCCUACCACCCUGCUGCAGUCAGUGGGCUCCAGCAACCACCAGCCUGAUCUUCUCUUCCCAACACCCGCUUUGUGCCAGCCCCCCUAUCUGCUCACUCCAGUCUCUGAGAACCCCGGCAGGCCAGGCAGGCCUCAGCAGUCUGGCCCCUCGAACCCUAGCCCUGAGGGAGCGCCUCAAAUCAUGUUUAACCGCCAUCCACUGCUUCCAUGAGGCUCGUCUGGACGAUGAGUGUGCCUUUUACACCAGCCGAGCCCCUCCCUCAGGCCCCACCCGGGUCUGCACCAACCCUGUGGCUACAUUACUUGAAUGGCAGGACGCCCUGUGUUUCAUUCCAGUUGGCUCUGCUUCCCGGGGCUCUCCAUCAUGAGACAACCACUCUUGCCCUACCGUGCUUCUUCCUUUUAGCCCUUAUUUAUUGUCGGUCUGCCCAUGGGACUGGGAGCCGACCACCUUUGUCCUCAAUAAAGUUUCCAAAGUAUC